Drosophila obscura is the source of this 912-nucleotide messenger RNA. RefSeq lists its product as uncharacterized. Lineage: Eukaryota; Metazoa; Arthropoda; Insecta; Diptera; Drosophilidae. The record is from RefSeq and is a predicted model, not a curated record. The coding region runs from base 79 to 828 and encodes 249 amino acids. The transcript is spliced from 2 exons.
UAGCAGAACAGCGAUGAACUUGAAAGUGUUGGUCCGUUUCGAAAUAUGAUUUAAUAUAAUUUACUACCAAAAGCUAACAUGAAUGAAACUAUAGAUGAAGAGCUGUUUACUGCUAACAUCAGACCCUCGACCGCAUCAACGCCAAUGGGCAACACUCUCCCACGCUUGCACAAUAGCUUGAUUCAACACGCAAUCGGCCUGUGCCGGCUUCUAUAUAUACAGGAUGUUGCUGCCUGGAGGGAGUGGUCCACGGAUAUGGCCGAGUUUCAAGAUCUCACACCACAUGAAGCGUGCGCUAAGUUUCGACACGAGGUUCUGCCUAUUGUGAACACCUACCAAUUGUCGCUGAGGGUCAGAAAGCGCCUGAGGCUGCUGGAUCUGCAUCCGUGCUUUCGUCGCAUCGAACAGGGAUAUCAGUACGAGCCAGAUUGUGAGCUAGCCACGUGCUUCGUACUGCAAGCGAAUCGGGAUUUUCGCCUGGUCAGCGCGUUACGAACGUCUAGAGACUUCGACCAAGCCUCCCACACUGUGCUCAUUAACGACGAGGCAAUUGAGCAGAAAGUCUGUGUUGGCUACAACUUCAAGGUCUCGCCGGAGACUGCCAGCCUGUUCUCGGUCAUGGUCUCCACUAAUUUGGAAUUAUCGAUUGGUCAGAUGCACGAUUUGGCCGAGAUCCAUCGUCGCUUGCGGCGCGCAAAGCAAUCCUUUGAGGACACCGCCAAACUCUUGCCAUUCCGCAGGAGUAUAAACUAUUUGGUCUAUAAUAUGGGUAUAUAUGUCAAUCUAAAAACGAAAAUAUGUGAAGCAAUUAAUAGAAACUAUGAUUAAUAGACAGAUUAGACAUUAAGGAUUUGUUUUUUUUUAAGAAAUACUGAAGAGACUUAAGACGUAAUAUAUUAUUGUACAUAUUUA